AUGGAUAUGCAUGUUUUUUUUACCCGCUUUGCGAUUGCAGCUGUUAUUUCAGAGAAGCAAACAAUUUACCCAUCAGAACGGAAUCAAAACGAGACAAUAGAAAUAGGUCCAGGAAACUUGAAGCUAAUAUAUUCUGGAAGUGAAGGAAAACUUGCUCAUUAUGUUAAUGGCAGAAGCUCGGCAUCUGGAGCAUACAUCUUUCAUCCGAAUGGAACAUAUUUCCUCAAGUCUGAAGCGCAGAUCACUAGAGUCUACAAGGAAAAUGGCCAUGUUGAAGUUGAGUUCAUUGUGGGACCAAUACCUGUUGAUGAUGGAAUUGGCAAAGAUAUUGUGACCAAGCUUAAUCUCGGAAUUUACUUGGAAGAUAACAAUUCAGAGCUGUCCAUCUUAGUAGAUAGAGCUAUGGGGGGUACCAGUAUUGCUGACGGGCAAUUGGAAUUGAUGCUCCACAGGAGAUUGCUUCAUGAUGAUUCUAGAGGCGUUGCAGAGGCACUGAAUGAAACAACUUGUGCUCUUGACGAAUGUACUGGACUGACUAUCCUGGGAAAGUAUUAUCUCAGAAUAGAUCCUUUAGGAGAAGGUGGCAAGUGGCGUCGAUCAUAUAGUCAGGAGAUAUAUUCUCCAUUCGUCUUGGCCUUCGAAGAGCUGCAGGAUGGAGAGGCUUGGACAAAUUCUCAUGUGGCAACUUUUUCUGGGAUGGAUCCCUCCUAUGUUUUACCUGACAAUGUUGCAAUUCUAACCCUCCAGCCUCGUUCUCUAAAUUUUCAUUUCAAAUGCAAGAUUGGAGAGGAUAAGGAUCUAUCGGUUAUGGCAAGCGUGGAGCUGAUAAAGGUGUUCCAAGCUAAGAAGAUAAACAAGAUAGCAGAAACGAGCUUAUCUUCUAAUCAAGAAAGAGCUAAAAUGGAAAAGAAAAGGGUAGUCUGGGAAGUAGAAGGCUCUUCUGCACAAGAACCGAAGGUUGUUAGAGGAGGACCAGUUGAUCCUACUACCUUGGUUAUUGAACUUGCUCCAAUGGAAAUCAGUACCUUCAUUGUCGAAUUUGAUAGUAACUGGUCAACUAGUUGGAGUGAAGUGAGAGUAGAAGGAAAGGAAAAGGUGAAAUUUAUUGAGGACGAGGAAGAAGGUAAGGAAAAAGAGGAAAGUGAAGAGGUUCCUCGAAAAAAGCUCGAUGUUACACUAGAUGAGGUUGUGCUUUGGGAGAAACAUAGGAAGAUGAGAAAAAAGAACAAAGUCUCUAAGAGUCAUGGAUUGGGAAGUGAGGAAAACAAUCAAGUGAUGUUGAUAAAGAUUAUUAGAAGCAAAGUAUGGGAGUUGCCUUGGAAAAAGGAUGCCAUUAAAAGUGAAGGAAAAUGGGAGACAAUACAAAGGCUCUUUGUAUCUAAUGUUCUUGCUUUUGGCAUGCAAGGACUUAGUGUUGAGAUUGUUAAAAACCUUGUUCUUGUGGUAAGUUUGUGGUUAAAAUGGGUCACUUCCCUAUUCGUUGGUUUAAAAGAAGAUGCUAAGAAGCUUGUAUCUCUAGUUGGUCCCAUAAAUGAAAACUCGGGAGAUGUAAGAGUGGAGGACAUUAAUCCAAAACUUCUAUGGCACUUUCCUUUUAGUGCCAAGGCUAUACUGAAUUCUAUGGAUGUUAUGAUUGAUGGUAUAAUGGGGCAAGAGGUUGUCAAAGCAUGUUCUAUUUUUGGAUCCAAGAUUUAG
Molecule: messenger RNA, 1695 nt
Organism: Dovyalis caffra
Lineage: Eukaryota; Viridiplantae; Streptophyta; Magnoliopsida; Malpighiales; Salicaceae
Source: the annotation of a GenBank genome assembly